GCAUUCGGUUGUCCUCUCCCAUUUUCGCUCAAUUGCCGCCCAGCGUUCGUGGACACUUAUUCAAAGCGGCUUACAAAAUUCUCAUAUGUGUUCAACUGACUCUGUCAGGAACGAACACGGAGGUUCGAACAGAGGUCUUGCAGUUACCGUUUCGUGUACUCCCGGCUCCUGUCAUGUAUCACUCUCUUCGCACCCUAGACGGUCCAGACGCAUCAUCUCUAACCACCAUGGCUGAGGACUCUGGAUUGCGGGAUCAGUUGAGUCUGGAAAGUAACCCAUUCUGGUCUGACGACCAUAGUACUGCACCGACAACAGGCAGUCCGAUCGAUUGGCCUGGUUUCAUGAUGGAUCAGCUUAUUCUGAACACCGAUUCUCCACCAGCACGAACGUCCACAUCGGUCAGACAGAGACAUCGAUAUCCGUCAGAAUCGGUGGUCAAUGCAGGACAGCUUCGCUCUGCCUUAUCUUUGGCCACCACCAGUCGACCAUCGGCCACAUUCAGUCCGACGCAUCGUGCCCCACCGUUUGAUCCUUUCGGGUCCAGUGAUCGCUCAGAUUUGGGUUCGGAGCAAUCCACAUUGGGCUUCAGUCGACCAUCCUCAGCCACACAACCCGGUAUGCUUUUUAUUUGCAUUUUUGUAACACGCAAACACAUUUUACCUUCAGUUACUUGCUAG
Echinostoma caproni is the source of this 677-nucleotide messenger RNA. The record is from the annotation of a GenBank genome assembly. Lineage: Eukaryota; Metazoa; Platyhelminthes; Trematoda; Plagiorchiida; Echinostomatidae.